GCGCUGGACGCCGCAUCUAUAGGGCUCCAUAACUCAUUUACUGAGUUGUCUGGCGGCGGGGGCUCGGGUGUUGUGCUGGAGGACGGCACGCUUGUGUUCCCCAUGCAGGCCAUCAAAACGGAUGGAAAGAGCGUCUUGCUGGUCAUGCGCUUGGAGUCGUCGAAUAAGAAAUGGACUCUUUCGCGGCAGACGACCGGUGCGGGCUGCAGAGACCCGUCGAUCACGCGGUGGGGCGAAGUCCUCGCGAUGGCUCACUGUGCGGGCGGCUACUACGACGUGUACAAGUCCACCGCGGCCGGUACGGCUUGGUUCGGUGGCGCGCCGAUUAGCCGCGUGUGGGGCAACUCACUGAAGCGCCAGGGAGGGCACGGCGUGCAGAGCGGCCUCACCACCGCAAGCAUCGAGGACAUGGAGGUGGUGCUCCUCACCGCGCCGGUGUAUUCGAAGGAGGGCGACGCCGCAAAGGGCCAGCUGCAUCUUUGGUUGGCCGACGGUGCCCGCGUGCAUGACGCUGGGCCGGUGUCCGACGCCGCCCACAACGCCGCCGCCAGCUCCCUGCUGUACAAAAGCGGCGGUGCGAAGGAGGAGGAGUUGAUUCUGCUCUACGAGAAGAAGAAUGGCGACGGAGACUCUUACGAUCUUGUCGCUGUGAGCCUGACUGACAGGCUGCCGGAGAUUAAAAAAGUGGUGCGCGCCUGGAAGGAACUGGACGCCGCCUUAAAGGGCUGCACUCCCACUACAAGCCUCAACCCGAAAGAGAAGGGCAUGUGCAGCGGCCCUGUUCCCACGGAUGGGCUGGUGGGAUUCUUGUCCAACACGCUGGACCAGACCGCAUGGGUGGACGAGUACCGCGGCGUGAACGCAACGGUGAAGGGCGGGCAACUGACACGCACGGAGCGGGGAGUGACGUUCAAGGGAAGUGGCUCAUGGGCGGAGUGGCCCGUGGGAAGCAGGGGGCAGAACCAGCCGUACUACUUUGCGAACAACAAGUUCACGCUUGCGGCGACGGUGAUGAUCCACGCGGUGCCGGAGGCGGACACUCCUCUGCUGGGCGUGAGGAUGAACGACUCAGCGAAGACUGUGCUCUUCGGCCUCUCGUACACGCCGGACAGCAAGUGGAAGGUGACAGUCAGCGGCCAAAGCCGGAGAUUGCCAGAUGACGAUGAGACGUGGGAGGUGAACAGGGCCUACCAGGUGGCCGUGAAAAUGAAUACUGACGACGAGUUCGCUGUGUACGUUGACGGGGACGAGAUUUACGAGGGUACGUACGGCACUUCUCUGUUCGACUCGCACCGCAUCUCGCACUUCUACUUUGGCGGCGACGGUGCGGCGGCGAGCGCAACGGCCAGCCCCCACGUGACGGUGGCCAACGUCCUGCUGUACAACGACGAGCUGUUUUCUGACGGUUUCAAGAAACUCACGCAGAGCAAAGUGGCUCUUCCAAAGCCGGCCGCCGAGAAGGAGCAAGUCCGCGGGCCGCAGGCGGGUUCCUCGUUGCCCACGAGCGGAAGUGGGACGAGUGUUCCCGAAGUGGGGCCCGAGGUCAGCGGCGGUGAGGAGGAGGGAGUUGAAGAUGUUUUGGCACCUGCGGUCCCUCCACUGGUGGCCCCCGAAUCGCAUGCCGGGCCGAAACCCCCUGAGGAGACUGCUGCCAAAAAUGCCUCUUCGCAGGGGCCGGGAGCGCCGGCACUCCCUGCAGACAAGGCCCAAGCAGCUGCAGAGGAACACCAAAGCGAAAAAGAAACCAACGACAUCCCGGCGGCGCAAGGCAAAGAAGCAACACCUCCGCCACCAGCAGCAGGGGAGGGCCAUGGGGCCAAUGAUGGCGGGAAAUUAUCUCCUGAACGGCAGCCUGCGCCGAAGGCAGAGGAGCAGGAGGAGGGGGAGAGCGAAGUUCGAAGUGACGACGUUGUCUCGGAGCCUCUGCCGCCGCCAUCGCCAUCUCCACCGUCGAGCGUGAGUGCCCCUGCCGAGGAAGGCGAGGAUAAUGCGGUGGUCGGUGCGCCUGAAGGCGCCGGAGCGGAGCAGCCUCCUGUCCUCGAAGCGAAGGACGCCGCCCCAACCUCGGCAGCGGGUCCAGGCGCCAGCCCUCCCGUGCGCAGUGACGCUGACGAGGCUCCCACUAAGAGCACCCCUGGCACUGCGCCGCAUGGCACAGUUCAACCUACCGCUGCGGAGGCCGAGAAGGCGACACAGGGGCGUUGCGCCGCA
Molecule: messenger RNA, 2211 nt
Organism: Trypanosoma conorhini
Lineage: Eukaryota; Euglenozoa; Kinetoplastea; Trypanosomatida; Trypanosomatidae
Product: trans-sialidase
Exons: 1
Molecular function (GO): exo-alpha-sialidase activity
Source: RefSeq, a predicted model, not a curated record